AUGGAAAAAUUUUCAAUCGAGUCGUUUGAAAUAGAACACUGUUAUUAUCAUGGAACAGUUAAAGAUUAUCCAGGAGCGGCGGCAGCUUUUCAUACGUGUAACGGCGUAUCUGGAGUCAUACAUAUUGGAAACGAAACUUUUGUUAUUCAUCCAUUUUACGGUGGGGAUCUCUCGAAACACCCACACGUUAUAUUUGAAGCGAGAGCUAAACAAAAUAAAGGCUGUGCAAAUUCUGGAAAUCUCGACUGGAGAAAAAAUCCGCGUAAAACAAAACACGUGAGUGAAUUAAUAGAAGAAGCGGAAACGAUAUUAGGUUUAAGAUAUAAAAGAGACGUUAGAGAAGCUACUAAAUACGUUGAAACCGCUCUGGUACUGGACAAAGCAAUGUUUGAAAAAAGAAACGGAAGUACGAGAGCUGACGUCAUACACGAUGCCAUACAAGUUGCCAACAUUGCCGAUUUGUAUUAUCGAGCGCUCAACACGAGAGUUUCCAUUGUCUAUAUAGAAACGUGGCAAAGCAUAAAUAAAAUAACAAUUGAUAAGACUCAAGAUAUCAGUCGAGCUUUGCUCAAUUUUAACGAUUAUACCUCGAGAAAAAUGUUCAAAAUAGACAAAGACACAAGUCAAUUAUUAACUGGUGAGUCAUUUAUCGGUGGUGAAGCUGGAAUGGCAGUUCCGGAAGCUGUUUGCACAACUAAAUCGGUUGGUAUUUCCGUCGAUGUUAAUACCUACGAACCUCACAUUUUGGCGGCAACAAUGGCGCACAUGAUCGGACACAAUAUCGGAAUGGGGCACGAUGAUGGGAGAGAAGAAUGUUAUUGUCGAGAUUGGCACGGUUGUCUUAUGGCUCAGGGAAUUGCCGGAUUAGAAAAUGUACAACCGUAUAAAUUUUCAGACUGUUCUAAAAGUGAUUAUAUCGAUUCUCUAAGAAUCGGUCACGGGAUUUGUUUGUUAAAUAAACCCAACGAGUUCGAUUCUCAUAGAAGUUGCGGAAAUGGCAUAGUUGAAGAAGGAGAAAUGUGCGAUUGUGGUACGAUCGAAGAAUGUCACGAAAUCGAUCCGUGUUGUGAUCCUAUCACUUGUAAACUUACCAGCGAAUCUGAAUGUGCCAGUGGUCCUUGUUGCGAAAACUGUCGCUUGAGAUCGAGAGGAGUGACGUGUCGUGACGCCGUCAACGAAUGCGACUUACCAGAAUAUUGUAACGGAGAAACCGGAUUUUGUCCGGUUGACAUACAUAAAAAAAAUGGUAGCCCUUGCUCUCAAGAUUCCGGUUAUUGUUUUAACGGUGUUUGUCCGACGCUCAACCUCCAAUGCGAAGCCAUUUGGGGAUACGGUGGCAUAGCUGCCGACAAACAAUGUUUCGAACAAUUUAAUUCGAAAGGUUCACUUAACGGUCACUGCGGAAUGGAUGAAAAUGGUCAAUAUAUAAAAUGCGAUCCGGAAAAUGCUCGUUGCGGAUCGUUACAAUGUCAACUUGGUAACAGGCAUCCGGUUGCUGCUGGAGUCGAUCAACUUUUCUCCAGGACAAUAAUAUCAAUCAAAGGAGUCGAAUACGAGUGCAAAUCGAUAAGUGCCAAAAUUCAAGGUCAAAAAAAUAUACCAGUUGAUGGAUUAGUAAGAGACGGUACUCCAUGCGGAGAUCAACUGAUCUGUAUCAAUCAAACUUGCACGAGCAUUUUUUUACAUUUAGAUUCAGUGAAGUGCCCUAGUAAUCAUAACGAUCUGGAAUGUUCUGGACAUGGGGUUUGUUCUAAUAUCAAUAAAUGUCACUGCGAAUUGGGUUGGAGCGGUCCAGAUUGCUCAAUACAAUUAGAAGUUGAUGAAUCUAAAUCGAGUUCUCCAUCUUCGACUGGAAAAACUCCAGCAUCAAAAGAAGAUUUAAAAGCCAUAUUAGAAUCGCAAAUGCAAAAAAAAGUUACGCCAUACGAAAAUUAUCAUAGUACUAAUACUGGGUUUUUGGUAGGAGUGCUGAUGUCUGUGGUUGGGGGGGUUUUCAUCCUGUUUGCUCUCAUGGCACUGUGCUACAGGUCGGUGGUUGUACACAAAAAUUUCUCGCUUUGCUUGAGGAAAAGCACAAUGCCUAAAUACGAGCCUCCUAAUAUUAAGAAACCAAUGUUGAAAAAAACGAGCAGCGCAUCAGCAACAGAAGACACGUCCAUUGAUUCUGUUAAUAAGAUUCUUACAUUUGGAAACAUGCCCAAUUCGCAACGUGUUUUAUUUUGUCCUGGAAAUCAUAGCGAUCAACAAGCAACAGCUCAUAUACUCGAGCAUAAAAGUCAACAAUUAAAAAGAGGAACAAUAGGAUCGGGUAGCGAAGAAGAUCCAACCAUUUCCGGUGAAGAAGAAUCUGUUGCUUUUAUAGAUAUACCUCCAAACAAUCUGUCCAAACUUCCUGAAAAAGGAAUACUUAAAAAACCAUAUGGCUCAAUUGGAGAAUCUAAAGAAAAAUGGUCUGAAGAUUCACAAAGUGAUAAUCAAGAAAUUCUUUCUCAAUCUGAUAAUAAUGUCGGAGAUAGUACUGCCACAAUGUCAGAGGUUGAAAGAGCCUUAAAAAAUUUAAAUGGAUAUCACGAAGAUAUAUUAGAAGCAUUAAGAACUGCUGCUUCGCAUUCAACUCAUAGAGGACCACCCGGUGGAUUGGGAAUGCACACUCCAAGUGGAUCCUCGAGUUUAUUAUCCGAAGAAAUUCUAAGAAAAAGUCUUUUAGAUAGACGAUCGUCCAGAGGAGGAUCUCAGGAAAAAAUAUGUGAUCACGGUCAAACUCACACAGUUUUAGUGGAUUCACAUAGAAGAAUAGACGAUGAGGAUGAAGAACUUCCUCCAUCUUGUGGUCCUAUUAGAAUUAGAAAUUUAGAAGAUCUCGUUCGACAGCUGGAACAUCAUUCAGCACGACAUAUGAGUCCUUCCGGUUCGGAAGAUAUACGCAUGUCUGAAACAGAAGCAGAUAGGCACUACAGAUUAGAAGCAUCCGAUCCACAAAGUGUGAGAACGCGAGGACAAAGAGGUGAAGACGAACCUAGGUUCGUUUACGGAAGGUAUAGGCACCCGAGUACGACGGGAAGAGCGCAUUCUUCUCCACAUUCUCAUCAGCACACUCACGGAUACAUGCAAGAAGAAGAAGGAAUUUACGAAUCCGCUGAUCAUGACAGAGUCGUUGAUUGCGGUGAUACGCCCGAUAGCGAAAGUGAUGAAUUUAUUCAAGCUCAACCAGCACUAGUGAGGAGCGCUAGCGAGGAACUCGUGCCUGGAGUCAGCGUCAGCGGCACCGGAAGCGGCUCUGGGCACCGCAGCAGGCACCACCGAGAGAGCCAACAAUUAAACACGUCGUCAGGGGGAAUGUCCCAAAGAGAAUAUUACCCGUCACCCCUUAGUAGUACCGAUUCGGACGAUUCAAACAACGAUAGUCCAUCCAUGGCUCCGGAAUACAAACACUGA
Molecule: messenger RNA, 3435 nt
Organism: Pediculus humanus corporis (human body louse)
Lineage: Eukaryota; Metazoa; Arthropoda; Insecta; Psocodea; Pediculidae
Product: ADAM 9 precursor, putative
Exons: 23
Coding region: 1-3435 (1144 amino acids)
Biological process (GO): membrane protein ectodomain proteolysis
Molecular function (GO): metalloendopeptidase activity
Source: RefSeq, a predicted model, not a curated record